Molecule: messenger RNA, 2229 nt
Organism: Mobula hypostoma (lesser devil ray)
Lineage: Eukaryota; Metazoa; Chordata; Chondrichthyes; Myliobatiformes; Myliobatidae
Gene: las1l
Product: LAS1 like ribosome biogenesis factor
Exons: 13
Coding region: 23-1795 (590 amino acids)
Biological process (GO): maturation of 5.8S rRNA; maturation of LSU-rRNA
Cellular component (GO): Las1 complex; preribosome, large subunit precursor
Molecular function (GO): endonuclease activity
Source: RefSeq, a predicted model, not a curated record
GCUCGGCGCGACGGCCGCUGCCAUGGGAGCGCGAGGGAAGAGUAGUGGCGGGAGGAGGGAGCAGGAGCAAGUGGUGGCUUGGCUGAGCAGAGCCGAGUGGGACCAAGUGAUUGAAUACUUGUACUGCAGCGACAGCAAGCUCCAGCGGUAUGCACUGGACAGGAUCUCCGCCUGGAAGAGCAGGUAUGGCAACAGUACCCCGCUUGCUGUGGAGUGCACCGCAAACCUAAUUCAUUGUAAACUUCAUGAUGAUGCAGGGGAAACUGCAUCUAAUGAAUUAGUCCUCUCAUAUGGACUUGCUCUUGUCAGGUUUGUUAAUCUGAUUACUGAAAGGAAACAGAAAAGAAUCGUUGUGUCAUUAAGACGUUUGGCAAAUGAGAUGAAUAUACCAGAAUGGAUAGUAAACCUACGACAUGAACUAACUCAUAGGAGACUGCCCACAUUAGCGUGGUGCAGGAAAGGUUGCGAGUUUGUCUUGGAAUGGCUGCGGCAGCAAUAUUGGAAUCAACAAUUAGGAAAUAACCUUGUUGAUGGCUGGACUUUGGACUCACAAGAAGAGGAGGAUGAUGAAAUCCAAUUACAGGAGCAACUGAAACAGAAAGUGUUACAUGAUAAACUCAGAGAGCUACUGACUUCCUAUGAAAAAGAACAGUUCCAGGUUUUAACAGAACAGAAAUUAGUUUCCAAAUCAAAGACGCUUUGGAAUACCCUGCCAUCUGAAGUUGAAUGGAUUUUAUCGCAAGUUAAAAAGCAUGCUUGUGAAAACAGGGAAAUGGUAGUGGAUGUCCUCUUGGAUGAUGGAUUCCUUAUUCCCACAGAGGAGCAGCUGAAAUCCUUAAAUAUUGAGUGUCCAGGAGAAUUUAUGGACUUGUCAAAUCCUGGAAUUCCUUCAACCUUCAGUCGUUUCUGGCAACCUCUAUUAAAGUGCCUACAUUCUCGAUAUUUCACGCCAACACUGCUAGAAAAGCUGUUUACUGAGUUGAAACAUUGCUGUGAUUCUUCAGGACUAAGGAUACAAUAUGUUACAGGAUGGAUCACAGAGAUCCUUGCAGCCAAUGCAAAAGCAGGGAAAAGAGUAAGGGGCCUUCCACGAAGCCAGAAAAUCAAGAAGAGUAUGUGGCAAUUGUUUUUAUUUCCAUGUCCUCUAGACUGGCAAGAUCUUCUAGAAAGUUGCCUUGCAGCACCAUGUCAAGCUACACCUCAUCUCCUACAACAGAUUUUAACUGACAUGGACUCUCCAUUACCCAUUACCACACAACAGAAACUUCUCCAGCUCUGUUCUAUAUACAUUCAGGAACCAGGGUCCUUCAGCAUUUCUGACUUCCCAAUUGGAUGUAAUCAGCUACCAGUGUACACAGUGGAAAACCUACCAAUGAUGAAUGGAGCCGAGUCCUCAAACCAGUUAACUAGCACCGUGCAUACUGACUUCAUAAUGGACACUGAACCUGUGGUGGUCCACACCUCUGGAGAAGAACAGACACAAACACUUAACCUUGAAGUGUUAACGGAGACAAUUCAGUCCUUGGAGGGAUCAGUAUGGCAGUUAUGUACAGAUCAAAUUGCAUGGAAGGAUUAUCCUUUAGGUAAAGUAGCAGGCCAAAGUGAAGAUCCGAACUGCUUUUUAGUGGAUAACUACACCUUGAUGCCAGUGUUGCCACAGCCAACAGCAAAGGACACCAUGGAUCACCAGAGUACUAAAAUGAGUAUCACAGGAUUGCCUUGUGCAGACCCAGAAGGUUUAUGGUGGAAUCAAGGUGACCUGCACAGACUGAAAGCUGGUUUGAAGUUGUUCUAAUGAAUGAAGAUUUUAUUUUUCAAAUCAUUUAUUAUUUUCCCCUUUUCAACUUGUUGUCAUCCCUUAUUCAGAUGUGUAUGAGUGUGCACACGGUUUCAUGUAUAUCCGAUAUUCGGCUGUUGAGGUCUUUCAGAAGAUGAUAGUCCUGUUGUAUAUUUUCAAUAUUUACUAUGUCUUUCAAAAUCCUUACAAUUUGUUUAUGAUGGACUGUCAGAAUAAAGAUCAACGUUUCAGACAGACCCAAAAUUAGAGUUGACAAUCUGAAGAUCAGUUACAAUCUGCCAAAAUUAUUCUCUUUUUAAACUAAAUGUUGCUAUUUCAAUUGUAAACUUAAUCAUAUGUGUUUAUGGAAUUCUGUAAUAUUAUAUGCAUGUAAAAUGGUAGUGGCUGCUAUCUUUCCUAUUGCAAAAAUAAAUUCUAGCAAGCUAACUCAG